Messenger RNA from Bubalus bubalis (water buffalo), 802 nucleotides. RefSeq names its product 2'-deoxynucleoside 5'-phosphate N-hydrolase 1 (gene DNPH1). Gene Ontology annotation, molecular function: 5-hydroxymethyl-dUMP N-hydrolase activity. Lineage: Eukaryota; Metazoa; Chordata; Mammalia; Artiodactyla; Bovidae. Gene Ontology annotation, biological process: deoxyribonucleoside monophosphate catabolic process. Gene Ontology annotation, cellular component: nucleus. The record is from RefSeq and is a predicted model, not a curated record.
CUGCCAGGGCGCGGGCGGCGGGGAAGGCGAGGGCGGCUCUGGCCGCUCGACAGAAACUGCGCUCAGUCCGUGCCGCUGGGCUCGCCCACCGGCGGGGAAGCUCCGGGCGGGGCCCUACCUGAGAAAGAACUGCGGCCAGGAAUCAGACCGCGUGCGUCCGACCCGGGAGCCCACUCCCCGCAUUCAAUUACUAUCAUUUUGGUCCUUCGUGGAGAACUUCUUGGGCUCCUUCCGGAGGCUUUUGUAGGAGCAGGAAGGGAGGGGGCCGCGCUGACCUCUUCUCUCUCACCUAGCACAGAGCUUCCCUUUCAUGUGGAAGUAUCAGCCCUCCCUGACCCGACAGACCCCAGGUCCCGUGAACACCCUCUCUUUCAGGUCCCCUGAUCAGACUGUUGCCAGUGCCUACUGCUCCUGCGGCGAGGUAGUCCCGGAUCCUGGCUGGUUUUCUACUUUGGAAAGGGUGCCAGAACUCUCGCAGUUCUCAGAAAACCUCAGGGGGGAAGAGGCUGCUGGAGGCGACAAGCUCAUCCAUGAUCGGGACCUGGCCUGGCUGCAGCAGGCAGAUGUGGUCGUGGCAGAAGUGACCCAGCCCUCUCUGGGGGUAGGCUAUGAGCUGGGCUGGGCCGUAGCCCUCCACAAACCAGUCCUGUGCCUGUUUCGCCCAAAGUCUGGCCGAGUGCUCUCAGCCGUGAUGGGAGCAGCUGAUGGCUCCAGGUUUCAGGUGUGUGACUUGCCAGAGGCAGAGGUGAAGGCAGUGGUUCUUCCCGAGCAGGUGGCUGCCUCUCCUGACCCAACUGUUUGA